CGAACAAGUUCAUGCAAGAAGGCUCCCCAGGAAAUGGCUUUCCGGGUGCGACUGACGUCAUGCAAAAUUCAGUCUAAGUGCAAGGAGACAGACUGAGGAGGGCCGGGGUCUGGAGGCCAAGACGCCUGGUGCCAAGACACAGCUUGAUGGUCUGUGUGGGGUCCCACAGUCUGCAUGUAGUCUCUGAGCUUCCUUAGGUCUGCAGACCAACCGUCUGAGGCUGUACCACAGGCAUGGCUCAGCCACUGGCUUUAGCCCUGGAUGUCCCAGAGACCACAAGGGAUGAAGACCUGGAUCCCAGCCCCUAUGAAGAGAGUGAAGUUCACGACUCCUUCCACCAGCUCAUUCAAGAGCAGAGUCUUCGCGUGGCUGAGGAGGGGCUGGAGCUGCUCCCCUUGGCUCCAGGCAGAGGUUACCAGCCCCUCCCAGCCUCUGAAGGUGUCCCUGCCCAUAGCACUGCCACUCUCCGCAUCUUGGCCAGCAUGCCCAGUCGUACCAUUGGUCGCAGCCGUGGGGCCAUCAUCUCCCAAUACUACAACCGCACGGUGAGGCUGCGGCGCAGGAGCAGCCGGCCCCUGCUGGGCAAUGUGGUACACUCUGCCCGGCCCAGCCUUCGCCUGUAUGACCUGGAGCUGGACUCCGCAAUCCUGGAGGAGGAUGAGAAGCGGAGCCUGCUAGUGAAGGAACUUCAGGGUCUGUCGGUGGCCCAGAGGGACCAUAUGGUCCGGAACAUGCCCUUGAGCCUGGGUGAGAAGCGCUGGCUUCGAGAGAAAAGUUGGAGCCCAAAGGGCAAGCGGAGGGGCCAGCAGGGCCGACAUGGGGCCUUCUCCUGCUGCAGCCGGCUCAGAUACUCCUGCUUCUUGGCUCUGCACAGCCUGGGGCUGGCACUGCUCUCAGGCCUCUAUGCCGCCAGGCCAUGGCGCAACGCUCUGAAGCAGAUCAGCGGGCAGUUUGGCUCCAGCGUCCUCUCCUACUUCCUCUUCCUCAAGACCCUGUUGGUCUUCAACACCCUGAUGUUGCUGCCUCUGCUGGCCUUCCUCGUGGGUGUGCAGGCCGCCUUCCCGCCUGACCCAUCAGGCCCUGUCCCUACCUUCUCUGGUCUGGAACUCCUCACAGGCGGGGGCCGGUUCACACACACGGUCAUGUACUAUGGCUAUUACAGCAAUACCACGCUGAGCCAGUCAUGUGCCUCCCCGCGGGAAGGGGGCCAGUGCAGCCCCAGGUUGGGCAGCCUGCCCUAUAACAUGCCGCUGGCCUUCCUCUUCACUGUGGGGGCCGUCUUCUUCAUUACCUGCAUCGUGUUGGUGUACAGCAUGUCCCACUCCUUUGGGGAGAGCUACCGGGUUGGCAGUACCAAGGGCAUCCACGCUCUUACUGUCUUCUGCUCCUGGGACUACAAGGUGACUCAGAAGCGGGCCUCCCGUGUCCAGCAGGACAGCAUCUGCACUCAACUAAAGGAGCUGCUGGCUGAAUGGCAACUUCAAAAGUGCCCUCGGAGCGCAUACGGGCAGCUGCGGCAGGUUGUCGUCCUAGGUCUGGGAUGGCUGCUGUGUCUGGGGUCCACAGUGGGCUGUGCGGUGGCUGUCCUCACCUUCUCCGAGGUCAUGAUUCAGUCACCUGCUGCUGGCGGCCAGGGCCUGGAGCUGCUCGCCUUGCCCCUGGUGGUCAGUGUCCUUAACCUGGGUGGCUCCUACCUGUUCCGCGGCCUGGCUGCUCUGGAGCGGCAUGACUCCCCUGUGUUGGAGGUAUACGUGGCCAUCUGCAGGAACCUCAUCCUGAAGAUGGCUGUACUGGGUGUGCUGUGUUACCACUGGCUGGGCCGCAGGGUGGCCGCCCUGCAGGGCAGGUGCUGGGAGGACUUUGUGGGCCAGGACCUGUAUCGCCUCAUGGUCGUGGACUUCCUCUUCACACUCUUGGACUCCCUUUUUGGGGAGUGGAUAUGGAGGCUCAUUUCAGAGAGGAAGCUCAAGAGGAAGCAGAAGCCGGAGUUUGACAUCGCGAGGAAUGUUCUGGACCUGAUUUAUGGGCAGACACUGACCUGGCUGGGCGUCCUGUUCUCACCGCUCUUGCCCGCAGUGCAGGUCGUCAGGCUCCUCCUCCUUUUCCAUGUCAAGAAGGCAAGCCUGAUGGCCAACUGCCAGGCACCACGACGACCCUGGCUGGCCUCACACAUGAGCACCGUCUUCCUCACCCUGCUCUGCUUCCCGUCAUUCCUGGGCGCAGCGGUUUUCCUCUGCUAUGCUGUCUGGCAGGUGAGGCCCUCAAGCAUCUGCGGCCCCUUUCGGACUCUGAACACCAUGUACGAGGCAGGCACGGUCUGGGUGCGACGCCUGGAGCAUGCCGGUUCCACGGCCUCCUGGUUGCCCUGGCUGCACCAUCUCCUGGUGGAAAACACGGCCUUCCUUUUCCUGGUGUCAGCCCUGCUUCUGGCUGUCAUCUACCUCAACAUUCAGGUGGUGAAAGGCCAACGUGAGGUCAUCUGCCUGCUCAAGGAACAGAUCCGGAAUGAGGGAGAGGACAAGAUCUUCCUGAUCAACAAGCUUCACUCUGUUUUUGAGGAGGAGGGAAGGAACAGGCCUGGCAGAACCCAGGAGGCCACCAUACCAGCUGCCCUGACUGUGGAUGGAGGGGACACAAAGGAACCUUGCACCCCGAGUCACCAUGACCCUGCAGGCAGAGGCUUGGACCUGAGAUCCCCACAGGACAUGGCAGUAGAGUGACUUUCUACAGACUCAAACUGGUGAAGGAGCAAGGAUGUAGGCCACUCCCCAGGGACCCUUUCCUGCAUGGGGUCCCCUUCCCCUGGCCUUUUUUGAGCCCUGGCUGUUGGGAGUGAACUAUGUAGACCAGGCUGGCCCUGAACUCAUAUUUACUUGCCUCUGACUCUCAGGUGCUAGAACCAGAGGAGUGUACUACCACACCUGGUUUUCCCUUUCCCCAACUUUUUAAAAAUUUUAUUCUGAUUAAAUGGGUUUUGCAAAAUGGGGUUGUGUUUUGGGAUGAGCUUGUGACAUGACAGGUGCUUGGUGCCCAGUAGGCGUUCCAUGGGAAGCUUGGGGCUAACUGAGGGUUGUCCUCUAUUGUGGCCACAUGCUCCUGGGCAGGAUGAAAGGUGUGUGCCUGGGAUGAGAAGCCAGUCAGUGGUGAUGUUCCAUGGACAAAAGUGGAGGGAAGACUUAGGGAAAGACUCUGAAGGGAUGACUUGACACUUGGAGUGAGGAGACCCUCAGUAAAGGGACCACAGUGCCCCAUCUAGGAGGAGG
This is a messenger RNA of Acomys russatus (golden spiny mouse), 3263 nucleotides long. RefSeq names its product transmembrane channel like 6 (gene Tmc6). Bases 234 to 2720 code for a protein of 828 amino acids. The record is from RefSeq and is a predicted model, not a curated record. Gene Ontology annotation, cellular component: plasma membrane. Gene Ontology annotation, molecular function: mechanosensitive monoatomic ion channel activity. The transcript has 20 exons. NCBI's taxonomy places the organism in Eukaryota, Metazoa, Chordata, Mammalia, Rodentia, Muridae.